GCGGACAUGGCGGACGCGGCGGACGGCUCCGUCAGGUGAAGCAGAGGACGGUGGAGGAGCGUUGGACCUCUCGGGUAGGACCUGACCCCCCCCAUGGCCCCCCCGCAGCCCGCCGCGCUGCUCGACGUGGCCCUCAGGGUCCCCUGCGUGUUCCUCAUCGACGCCAUCUUCAACUCUCACCAACCACCAGGGCCAGACACAGACACAGGCACAGGGACAGGGCGGACAGGGCCCGGCACGGCCUGGACCGGCCCCGCAGGCCCGCUGCUGGCCAGGGCCACGGGUGUCCUGGUCUCCAGCAUGGUGCUGCUGCUCUCCCAGAAGGCCCUGUUCAAGUUCUACACCCUCUUCUUCGCCGUUCUCCUCGGCAUGGCGGCGGUGCUCAUCAACUACUACGCCACCUCCCACAUAGACUUCUACAGCGCCUACUACAAAGCGGCGCUGGGGUUCAGGCUGCUGCCCAGGAACGGGCCGACGCUGUGGCUCGGCGUGGCCGCGGUCCAGCUCGUCUUCGGCGUGGGCUACGUUGCUCUGCUCAACCUCCAGUCGGUGUUCGCCGCGCUGGUGGUCCUGGACAUCAUGAUCCCUCUGUGGGGGCUGAUGAUCGAGCUGCCCGCCGACGUCCGGCAGAUGGUGGCCGUGUUCUCGGGCCUGGCGCUGGCCCUCAACACGGCCGUCUGCCUGGCCAUGAGGCUCAAGUGGUUUUACUACUCGUGCCGGUACGUCUACCUGCUCGUGCGGCACAUGUACCGGAUCUACGGGCUUCAGCUGCUGCUUGAGGACACCUGGAAGAGGAUCAGGUUCCCCGACGUGCUGCGGGUGUUCUGGUUGACCCGGGUCACCGCCCAGGCGCUGAUCCUGGUCUACGUGGUGCGUGCGGUGAGGAGGGAGAGCGGAGAUGCCACGGGCGGCGCCACAGACGGGAGCGCCGACUCACAGGGCUACCUGCUGAGCUGGGACGUGUUCUGGGAUCUGACCAGUAACCUGAUCAUCUCCGGCUGUGACUCCACGCUCACCGUGCUGGGGAUGAGCGCCGUCAUCUCCUCUGUGGCUCACUACCUCGGCCUCAGCAUCCUGGCCUUCAUCGGUUCUACGGAGGAGGAGGACAAGCGUUUAGGCUUCGUGGCUCCGGUUCUGUUCUUCAUCCUGGCUCUGCAGACCGGCCUCAGCAGCCUGGACCCUGAGGAACGCCUGGUCCGCCUGAGCCGGAACAUGUGUCUUCUGCUGACGGCCAUCCUGCACUUUGUCCACGGCAUGACGGACCCGGUCCUCAUGUCCCUGAGCGCCUCGCACGUCUCCUCUGUGCGCCGCCACGUCCCCGUCCUGCUGGUGUCCAUGGCGCUCUUCGUGCUCCCCGUGGCGCUCAGCUACGCCCUCUGGCACCACUACGCCCUCAACACCUGGCUCUUCGCCGUCACCGCCUUCUGUGUGGAGCUCUGCCUCAAGGUGGUGGUGUCGCUGACGGUCUACGGCCUCUUCAUGGUGGACGGCUUCUCCAACGUCCUGUGGGAGAAGCUGGACGACUACGUCUACUACGUGCGCUCCACGGGCAACAUCAUCGAGUUCCUGUUCGGCGUCAUCAUGUUCGGGAACGGCGCCUACACCAUGAUGUUCGAGUCGGGCAGCAAGAUCCGCGCCUGCAUGAUGUGCCUGCACGCCUACUUCAACAUCUACCUGCAGGCCAAGAACGGCUGGAAGACCUUCAUCAACCGCCGCACGGCCGUCAAGAAGAUCAACUCGCUGCCGGAGAUGCGCGGCGACCAGCUGCGGGACAUCGAGGACGUGUGCGCCAUCUGUUACCAGGAGUUCGCCACCUCGGCGCGCAUCACGCCCUGCCACCACUACUUCCACGCGCUGUGUUUGAGGAAGUGGCUCUACAUCCAGGACACGUGCCCCAUGUGCCAUCAGAGGGUCUACGUGGAGGACGAGAGCCGGGACAGAGCCGCCUUUUCGAAUAACAGGGGGUACGCGGCGCCGCAGGACGUCGCCGCCGGACCCGCCCGCUCCGGGGAGGAGCAGCACGGACAGCCGGACGCCGAGCCGCCGGGCGACGGAGCGGCGGCCGGCGCCCAGGCCGCGGGGGCGGGGGAGCUCGACAACGAGCUGCUGGAGGACAACGACAGCAUAGAGUACGACGAGGACGAGUGGACUCAACACGGCAGCUCGCCAGUAGAAGAAGACUAUAUCAACGAUGACACAGACUCCACCGAGGACUGACAGCAAGAGAUCUAUAGAAGAGAAAUAUACAUAUAUCUUUAUUAUAUUUAAGUUAAUAAUAAUUAUAAAAACACAACAGCAUCUUAAUUUGUUCUUGAAAAAUGUCAGGGAUGUCAUUCUCCUUUUUUUUUUUCUCUUAUUGGUUUCUUUUUGUUUGAUUUUUGAGUUUUACUCUAAAAAGGGCUUGAGGAAAGAGUAACUGCUGCUCUCAUUCUGUGUGUGUGUGUGUGUGCGCAUGUGUGUGUGUGUGCAUGUGUGUGUGUGUGUGCAUGUGUGUGUGUGUGCAUGCCGCGGCUGCAAUAUGUAGACCAAAAACUCAUACCGUUAUUUUAUUUUAGAACCAUUUUAAUAAACAUAAAUUAUUGGAGAUCCUGAGACAAAUAUUGCAACACAGUCGUCUCUACACGUUUAUUAUUUUCCAAAAGAGGAUCACAUGACUCUUCCAACAUACAUAUAUAUAAAUAAACAUAUAUAUAUAUAUAUGUAUAUUUAGACAUAUAUAUAUUUAUAUAUAUAUAUGUGAGCACGCUGUGGAAAUCCAGCUUUGCUCCAGAAGAGAAGAAGCAACACUUCGGUCACAUCAUGACUCUGUUUUGUUUUUGUCAGCAGCCCCAAUGAGCAUUCGUGUGUGUGUGUGUGUGUGUGUGUCUCUGUGUGUGUGUGUGUGUGUGUGCCUGCCGACAUGUAAUGUGCUUAGGCGGCGUCUUGGAGAUGCAGUUCAUGCUCCCCAGCAGUGUGUGUGUGUGUGUUCAGGGGGAAACGCUGGAGUGUGUUAGUUCAUUAACGACAAAAACUGUGGAGCGACUAAACUGAUUCGAGCUUCAGUCAACGUGCAGGUCAGGUCCUGAGAAGGUUCAGAGCGCAAAAUUUGAUUGUUUCCGUUUUAAAACCUGCUGUUUAUUAAUUUCUCCAGCUGUUUAUUUUUUGCCAAAUGUGAUUGGUUAACAGUGUCAGGGGUGUAUUUUUUCUUUCACGUGUCUCAUUUGCUCUUCAUACGUUUGCGUGGAGUUCUCUCAAAUCCUGACUUGGCAGAUUGAUCACAGCUCGAGUUUUAUCGCACGCAUGCUCAGCGUUUUCGUCCUUAACCGACCUACUAAGCGACUUUGUGAACGUGACCAGAGAGAGAUCGAAGGCAGGAGAGUGAAGCAGUUUUCUAUCGACUCUGACGCCGACCAGAGAAACACUGAGAGGUGUGAUUUAAAAGAAAAGAAGAAGUGACUCUACUACUGUAAUCACUGAAAUACCUCUAUCGUUACUUACUACUGGUCUCUUGUGUGACCUCGCUUACAUUUUGUGUACGUUAUUGUACAUGUAAUAAAACAAACGUGCAAACUUUCUCAAUUAGGAUAAGAGAAGAGGUUCUGUUCUUUUAAUAAUGCAAGUUUCCAUAUUUCUCCUCACAUGAAUCAGUAUUUAGUUCAGUUACACUCUUGAUCCAGAAAUGACUGUCUGUCAUAACAGCGCUCGUAUUCCAAAAAACAACUAAUGUAUUAGGUGGAAUGAUUAUUUCUCUAAAUGUCACAGAAACACAGCAUGAAAAGGUGCCACUUGUUUUGUCUACUAAGAGUAGAAAAAAGUACCAUGAGUUGUUUUGUUUUUUGUGUCGGUUAUUAGUCAUAGUGUAAGAGAUGAUUUUGGCUCGUAUCAUUCAGUAAAUGCACCUUUUUGAUGUUUCUAAUCACUGGUCCAGACAGGAACUCUCUCCUUCUGUUUAACAAACCAGCUUUCUGAAGGCUCAAACUCUGCUUCUAGUAUCAGGGUUCCUCUGCAGAUCUGGACCAGAUCAUUCAAUAAGAACAAAAUCUAACCGAGCUGCAGAAAACUAUGGAAAUUGGAGACAUUUACGAGUACCUGAAGUUGCAAAAACACUGUCAUUCCACGCAAUUUGUGGUAUUUAUUGAGCUCAAGAAGCAGUUUCUCAGUCGCGUUCCUACUAAACACUGAUCCUUAAACUACUGGAACAAAAGGAACACCCAGAAAUCCUUUAGGAGCCAUGUUUUCACUUUUAUUUUAUUUUAUUUAAAGACCGUACAGCUCGGCUUAUACAGAUCGCUCCGUGACCACAGAGGUCUUCAUCGUGAAUUUGUAUUAAAGCGCUUUCAAGCACAACAACUCCCGAGUAUUACACUGUUUAGACUUCCACAGCCUGAACGUCUUAAGGGUUUGACUACAAACUCCUGUUCAUUACUGUUGUAAUUGCUGGUCGCAGAAAAUAAGCUGCAAGGAAUCCAUGAAGUUCUUGUUGUGGAUGAGAAAAAAAAAGAGACGGGGGUCUGAUUCUUUUGAUUAGAAAGCUGUGCUUUUUGACACGAUUUUCAGCAAUGAAGGACUUUUGAUUAUUGGUUUGAUUGUUCUGGGAGCUUUUUAAAAAGGUAAAAGCUGUUAAUUUUUGCCUUUUGUUUUAAAAAGAGAUUUAUGUAAAUA
Molecule: messenger RNA, 4641 nt
Organism: Anoplopoma fimbria (sablefish)
Lineage: Eukaryota; Metazoa; Chordata; Actinopteri; Perciformes; Anoplopomatidae
Gene: rnf139
Product: ring finger protein 139
Biological process (GO): ERAD pathway
Cellular component (GO): endomembrane system; endoplasmic reticulum
Molecular function (GO): ubiquitin protein ligase activity; zinc ion binding
Source: RefSeq, a predicted model, not a curated record